AACACAGUUCUGUCAGUUAUCUUCAUUGUGGGAAGGUAUGAAAGAAUUUACAAAUUACUGUGGAAGAUUGUCCUUUUAUUUUGAAGGAUCACGUACUUUGUUUAAAAUGUAACGUCGACAGGCUGAAAUAUUAUCGUGUGAAUUAUCGCCGUCUUUAUACAUACUUUUCCUAAGUCUGCAGACUUGAAAUAAUCCGUUUCUAGAUGAAAGGUUUAAGACGCUUUGGCCCUUCCAUAAGCUCCGCCCCCGAUGACGCAUUUUCCCCCUCUACGUUGCAGUGACGUUAACAUAAAAUACGUUCUAGAAUACCAGUGUGACGUGGGAGAGAAUAAAUACCGCAGCCGGGCAAACGAUUCUCAUUUCGUCUUAGUAGUUAUUGGAGGAAGCAUCAGGUGAUAGCCAUGGCCAGUUUAUUUCGCUAUUUCCAGCCGCGCCAUUUGCUCUGCGCAACCGGACUGGUGGUUGCAGCAGCCGGUACAGCGUACCUUGUGCGGCGACUCCGUAAAAGGGCGGAGCUCCAGGAAGUGCCCAGAGAACCAGAGGAGCCAACCAACCCCUGCACAUCGCCCAGCCCUGCCGUACGCACCGUGGAGCCGCCUUCAUUUCCCUGGUUCGGAAUAGACAUUGGUGGGACCCUUGUAAAAUUAGUCUACUUCGAACCAGAGGAGGAACAGGCAGAAGCGGAGAACCUGAAAAACAUCCGCUCCUGUCUGACCUCUAAUGUGGCUUAUGGCUCCACUAGCAUUCGAGAUGUGCAGCUGGAAGUGAAGGGUCUGGAGCUGUGUGGCCGAAUGGGGAACCUGCAUUUCAUUCGUUUCCCCACCCAAGACCUGACUACCUUCCUGCAAAUGACCCGUGACAAGCAGUUCUCCGGGCUCCAUACCACACUCUGUGCCACAGGUGGUGGAGCCCACAAGUUUGAGGCUGAUUUCCGAACGAUUGCUGGUCUACAGCUCGUGCAACUGGAUGAGUUGGAUUGUGUCAUCCGGGGGGUCCUUUUCAUGAGCUCCAGUGGACCCUCCGAGUGUUUCUAUUUGGAAAAUCCUAACCAUCCAGAGCAGUGCUUCCUCAAACCAUUCCAACUGGAGAACCCUUUCCCAUUCCUACUAGUCAACAUCGGAUCUGGGGUCAGCAUUCUGGCAGUCCAUGGCAGAGACAAUUUUAGACGUGUCACUGGAACAAGUCUUGGUGGAGGAACGUUCCAUGGACUGUGCUGUCUGCUGACGGGUUGCUCCACGUUUGAGGAAGCACUGGAGAUGGCCUCACAUGGGGACAGCACACGGGUGGACAAGCUUGUGCAGGACAUUUAUGGGGGAGACUAUGACAGGUUUGGUCUCCCAGGCUGGACUGUGGCCUCCAGUUUUGGAAACAUGAUUUCCAAGGAGCAGCGCGAUUCGGUGUCCAAAGAAGAUCUGGCCAGAGCAGCAUUAGUUGCCGUCACUAAUAACAUCGGCUCCAUCACCAGGAUGUGUGCCCGGAAUGAGAAUAUAGAGAGAGUGGUGUUUGUGGGCAACUUCCUGAGGGGUAACAUGCUGUCCAUGAAGCUCCUGGCCUACUCAAUGGAGUACUGGUCUGCUGGACAAAUGAAAGCGCUGUUUCUUCAGCAUGAGGGCUACUUUGGCGCUGUCGGGUCACUUCUGGAACUAUUAAAAUCCUCCUGAGCCCAGAAGUUUAAAUAACCAGGGUCACAUGAAAUUCAACCGCCCUCCUGUACCUCUGUAACUACAUCUUUGCCAUGUGAUCAGGAUCACACAUGCACAUAUCACAGAGCUUAAUUUCCAGGUACAAGCUCUGAAACCUCAAACUCACCUGAAAUAUCGCAAGACUCUCCCUCGUCGGCGGUGAGAGGAGCUUCGCUACUGAUCGUUUACGUUACCUGGUGAUGCAGCUCGCUGGACGAGCCUUCUAACCCAGGUUACUAUGCGAUACUUGUUAUUAGUGAAUCCCAUUUAAGUCUCACAUUAACAGACUCACGGGGAUUCACAAUCGAGUUUGGAGGAGCUGAUGGAGAAGAAGAGAAACAGAUCCAAAAAGUUUGUUUUAUAAUAAAAACCUUUAAAAAUA
This is a messenger RNA of Brienomyrus brachyistius, 2064 nucleotides long. RefSeq names its product pantothenate kinase 3-like. The coding region runs from base 402 to 1661 and encodes 419 amino acids. The transcript has 9 exons. Gene Ontology annotation, biological process: coenzyme A biosynthetic process. Gene Ontology annotation, cellular component: cytosol; nucleus. Lineage: Eukaryota; Metazoa; Chordata; Actinopteri; Osteoglossiformes; Mormyridae. The record is from RefSeq and is a predicted model, not a curated record. Gene Ontology annotation, molecular function: ATP binding; pantothenate kinase activity.